Messenger RNA from Penaeus monodon (black tiger shrimp), 1650 nucleotides. RefSeq lists its product as uncharacterized. The transcript has 5 exons. Bases 1 to 960 code for a protein of 319 amino acids. Lineage: Eukaryota; Metazoa; Arthropoda; Malacostraca; Decapoda; Penaeidae. The record is from RefSeq and is a predicted model, not a curated record.
AUGUGGAGAUCUCGAAAUGACAAAUGCUUUGCUUCUCGUUGGUCAAGCUCUCCGCGUGCCUGUGAAUUCGACGAGGAGGAAUCUGGGAGCGACGGAGACCCCGAUGUUUCUAUCCCUAGGCUCCUGUUUAACGGAUACGUGGAGUUGGCGACAGGCCGCAUACACAAGCCGGGGCGAGCGCCAAGGUCUUCUUCCAGAGGGACGCCCUGUACCUCAACGAGACCAAAGGCGAAAAGAGGGCCGCGACUUUGUGAUUUGCUCAGGAAUUGUGUGACGGAGCCCUGUGGCUGCGUGGCACGGCCGUUCACAAACAAGAAUGGCACCUUCAAAAGAAUUACCGGGGUCGAAGUUCACCUCAUCGCCAAGAAGGUGUGGAUCGGCAAGAGAUCUUCCCCGUCAGCUGUGAGUGGACGCGGUCCUCAAACAGGACGACCUCUUGUGUCCAGUAACGGUAACCAAGAGGCAGGUCCAGCCGCCUGCGGCUUGCACGCAUCCAGAGCUGCACUCGGAGCAUGUGGCGCGCUCCGAGGUGAGGUCUCGUUCGUGGCAGGGUCCGCCGGCAUCCUGAAGAAGGCCGAUGGCUGCUGCGGAGUAUUUUUCGCUGAACAGUGCUUCCUGUAUGGCGUGUGUCUGCAGGACGUGCGCCUGGAAGAAGUCCUGCGCAAAGGAAAAAAGGUAUUCUACAAGAUGUCUGAUGAUGGCUGGAGGGUGAGGAGUGUGCUGCUUGGCAGCAGCCACUGCACCAAGACCUUAGAUUCUUAUGAUCUUUACUUCAGAGUGCAAAUGUGGUGUCAAUCAAACUGCAUUCCGCAAGACACAGCGAAUAUACUUUUAUGCUUGGCAGGAUGGCUUCCAGAUGACUUGAACCCAACCAUUGACCAGAGGGAAUACAAAGAAGUUGUGGAUGCUAGGACUUGGCCAGGACAAAAGCCCACAGACCAGAUGAUAGAAAAUAUGUGAAAAGAAGCAGUUUGACCUUCAGUGUAUGGCUUUGAUUAAUGCCACUGGACCUUUGCUGCUAGAUUUUCAUCUUAUAAUGAUAAUAAUAAGAUAAUAUGCUUAUGAUUGAAAGUCAAUACCAAGUAAAACUCUCCCAAACAUUAAUAGUGAGUGACAACUGCAUACAUGAGUUCUGUUAAUAUUUGAAAAUUGAACUUUAAUAUGUCUAUAUAAUUUGAUGCUUCGGUUCCUGUUAAAAUACAAUAUUCAUAAAUUGUAUUUUUACUUUCCAUGGUCAAGAGAUUUUCAUUUUCUGAACAUUUUCAAUUACAGUGCCAUAUUCACAAAAUUGUUUUAUAUGAAAUGUGAUUAAAAAUAUUUGACCUCUGGCUUUAAAAUGAAAACAAUGCUAGGUAAAAUAGACCCACUUCACUGAUGGCAAGCUUUCUCUGAACCUUUUGCAAUAUGGUGGACAGCCAUUUUGAGUUAUUAUUCAGCUGGCAUUUUAACUCUGCAAUUCAACAAUUCAGGGACCAGAUUCAUUAAUGAUUCUAGAAUAAAAAAUAGUGUACACUGGUCUUGGAUUGGACCACAGCACAGAUCUGUGGCAGCAUAAAGUAUAUAUUUCUCAUACAUGACUCUUGGGGCAAUAUUUCUGGCCUAUUUCUUGUUUACUUUACAUUUAAUAGGCAAAGGCUGAACAUUCUCUCU